Messenger RNA from Anopheles coluzzii, 1079 nucleotides. RefSeq lists its product as uncharacterized. The transcript has 3 exons. NCBI's taxonomy places the organism in Eukaryota, Metazoa, Arthropoda, Insecta, Diptera, Culicidae. The record is from RefSeq and is a predicted model, not a curated record. Bases 409 to 999 code for a protein of 196 amino acids.
UCUCUCUCUCUCUCUCUCUCUCUCUCUCUCUCUCUCUCUCUCUCUCUCUCUCUCUCUCUCUCUCUCUCUCUGUAUAUGUGGAGCUACGCAAGCAAGCAAUCAGGUAGAACAUUCCUUUCCACCGGCUCUUACUAGGCCACUGGUUUACAAUGCCGAUACGCGGCCGCGGGUUCGUCGCUUGUUUUGUAACCUUGAGAUACUACUGACGGUACCAAAAACGUUAGGUACGAACGCUAACCGGGACAAAACAAAAAACAUAAACCGAGGCGAGGUACAACCUCGUAGUGGAAAGUCUAAACAUGUUGGUGCGAUGAUAAAUUUCCGCGAAAACAACGGACACAAACCAACCGUGCUACUGGUUUGGGUACCGUGCUGCUCACUUAGUCUACAGACCUGCAAGCGACCACAAUGCAGCUACAGCGACGAUUUUGUCUUUUACUUGUUGGGGCGGCCUGUCUAGUACUGCUGGUGUCACUGCACGUGGAUGUGGUUCAAACGGCAUCGAUUUAUGCGCCGGAUUUCAACGACAGCAGUGCCCACUUCCUCGAUCAACAGCGAUCCUGUCGCGAUCUGUGCAGCUUCUGCCCAACGUGCAAUGGGUUCUACUGUGGGGAGGAGUGCAUCUGCGAGUGCAGUCAGGAUCCGACAGAGCACGCUAAGUGUAUCGACAAAAUCAAGGCCAACAGUGAACAGCUUGGCCUGGAGUACGAUCUGUUCAUCCAGCCGCCACAGAAACGAUCCACCCGUACCCGAUUCGGGCGGCGGGUUAAAACCACACCGGCCGAAACGAACGACAGUGGAAAGCUGUCCGGUUUUCACAAGAUUCUGUUCUCAAACUUUGCAACGGCUAAGAAGGUCACCGUGCCGGAACAGCCCCAGCAGGAGGCCAUCGGUAGUACGGUGAUGGAAGUGGCAUCGAGCGAUACGGCCGUCCAGGAGGAUCGGAUCGGCAAAGAUCCGCUGGAAAAGUCCGAAGUUGUGGAGCUUUUGUUCAACUGAUAUGGCUAGCACAAUCGAAAUGAAAACCGAACUAGUGUUAUGAUUAAUUCUUACUUUUAAGGAAUAAAGUUUUACAUUCA